AUGAUGGGUUUUGCUUCAGUCUCUUGUCAGCUGCUGCUAGCUGCUGCGUCUGUUUCUGCCAAAUGGAUUGUUCCUGGUGCGCGAUGGAGGGCUACUGAUGGUACGCUUGUCAACGCUCAUGCUGGCGGCGUGACAGUGGACAAGGAGACGGGCAAGUUCUUUUUGUUCGGAGAGUACAAGAUUGAGGGUCAGGUCGAGGGCGGGGGUGUGAGUGUGUACAGCUCAGACGAUUUAGCAACAUGGACGCCAGAGGGCAUGGCUUUGUCACCAAUUGAGGGCCACCCUUACAUCUCGACCGAGCACAUUAUCCAGAGACCCAAGGUUACUUUCUCUGAGCAGACGGGAAAGUACCACAUGUUCUGGCACGCCGAUAACUCGACCUACGGCUGGCUUCUUCAGGGUUUCGCGCAGGCGGACAACAUCACUGGGCCUUACUCCUUUGUCGAUGCAACUCUCCCACUCGGCAACUGGUCCCAGGAUUACGGCCUCUUCGUCGACCGCAAAGAUGGCAGAGCCUAUGCUCUGUACUCCAAUGGCGACCGUCGCGAAGGACGCGAUGUAUACCUCAGCUCCUACAACGACAACAUCACUGCUCUUGACAAGGUCGUUCACCGAUGGGACAAAUACGACCUCGAAGCUCCGACCAUCAUCCAGACCGAGAAGAGCUACUUCGCGCUAAUGAGCCACAAGACUGGGUACCGACCCAAUAAUGUCGUUGCGUUCCGUGCCGACAAGCUCGAGGGACCCUGGUCGCAGCCUUUCAUCGUCGCUCCCCUCAACACGCGCACCUACAACUCGCAAUCCGGCUUCUCGCUCCGCAUCAAUGGCACUAAGAAGACAACCUACCUCUACCUCGGUGACCAGUGGGACUCGAUCAGCCUGUGGGAGUCGCGCUACAUCUGGCUGCCUGUGGAGAUUGACGAAGCCAAGAAGUCGCUCGAGGUCAAGUGGCACGACGUGUACGACCUGGACGUCAAGACGGGCGAAGUGCGCGCCAUCAAGGGCAAAACCUACUACGGCAAAGACGCGACCCUGACGGGCACCGCCUUCAAGCAAGAAGCUGCUUUCGGCAGCCACGAAAUCAUCCUGACGGGCAUCGUCGGCAACGACAGCAAAGUCACCUUUUCCGGUAUCCAGGGCGAGGGCAAGCCGCAGUGGGUCUCCUUCUACUACCAGAACACAGACGACAUGGGCUUCGGCGAUCAGCCCGGUGGCAGCCCGGACCGCAUUGGCGGUUCAUGGCAGCUGCGGCGCAUCGCGAGCGUCAUUGUCAACGGCAGGACGGAGCAGGUCGAGAGCCUGUACCAGCGGGAUACGCACAAGGGUAUCAUUCUGAGCACGCCGCUGCAGUUGCAUCUCGACAAGGGCAGGAACAACACGAUUGAGAUUGGUGGGUUGUUCAACAACCAGACCUAUAAGGGUGCGGAUAUCGACCGUAUUGUUGUCUACCCGCCUGAAGAGUAG
Molecule: messenger RNA, 1464 nt
Organism: Ascochyta rabiei
Lineage: Eukaryota; Fungi; Ascomycota; Dothideomycetes; Pleosporales; Didymellaceae
Exons: 2
Coding region: 1-1464 (487 amino acids)
Biological process (GO): carbohydrate metabolic process
Molecular function (GO): hydrolase activity, hydrolyzing O-glycosyl compounds
Source: RefSeq, a predicted model, not a curated record